UUUUUAUGGAAAAUGGAAUUGAUUUUUUCGCUUCGUGGUUUGGUCUUUCAAAAAUUGGAAUUAUAACUGCUUGGAUUAAUACAAAUUUAAAAUCAGAGCCUUUAGCUCAUUCUAUUAGAGUGGCAAAUUGUAAAGCUAUUUUAACUACAAGGACAUUAUUUCCAGUCCUUGAAAAUGCUCUAAAGAAAGGUUUAUUGCCAUCAGAUUUGACCUAUUUUGUGUUGGAACGUGGAUUACUUUUUGAAUAUAAAUGGGUACGAAAUGAAUGUUUUAUUAGAGAACAUAGAAUUGAAGAAAUUGAAAAACCCAAAAUUCCUUCAAAUUUAAAUUUUCAAAGUAUUCUUUGUUAUAUUUAUACAAGUGGGACAACUGGAAUUCCAAAGGCAGCAGUUAUCAGGCAUUUUAGAUAUUUUAUGAUGACUUGUUCAUGCGGAAAAGCAUUUUGUAUUAAACCAACAGAUCGUUUUUAUAUAACUUUACCAAUGUAUCAUUCUUCUGCUGGAAUUUUGGCUACAGGGCAGGUUUUGACGAAAGAUUGUAAACGCUUUGACUGUACAAUUUCUCAAUAUAUUGGGGAAAUUUGUCGUUAUCUUCUUUUACAGCCUUAUAUUUCAGAGGAACGAACACACAAAAUUCGGUUAAUGUUUGGAAAUGGACUUCGGCCUCAAAUUUGGGAACAAUUUAUUGCUAGAUUUGGAAUUGAAAGAAUUGGAGAAUUUUACGGCAGCACAGAAGGAAAUUCAAAUAUAAUAAAUGUUGAUAACCAUGUUGGUGCUUGUGGUUUUAUGCCUUUAUAUAUGACUUUUGUGAGUGGUCUAUAUCCUCUUCGCUUGUUGCGGGUUGAUGAAAAUGGACAACUUUUACGUGAUGAAAAUGGAUUUUGUAUUAGAUGCAAACCUGGAGAAUCUGGAGAAAUUGGAGCCGCUGUCCAUCCAAACAAACCUUUACUUCGUUUUGAAGGUUAUGUUGAUCGUUCAGCAUCAAAAAGUAAAUUGAUUGAAAAUUGUGAUCGAAAAGGGGAUACAGUCUUUGCUAGCGGUGAUAUUUUGUAUUGGGAUAAAUUUGGAUAUUUAUAUUUUAAGGACAGAAGAGGCGAUACUUAUCGUUGGAAAGGGGAAAAUGUAAGCACAACAGAAGUUGAGGGGUUACUCCAUUCUGAACAUCAAUUUAUUGUUGAUACGUCUGUUUAUGGUGUUGAAGUACCUGGAAGAGAAGGACGUGCAGGAAUGAUUGCUAUUGUGUUGCAAGAUGGAACUGAUAUUGAGGAAUUUACAAAUAAAUUGGCAGUAAUAUUUACUGAACAACUUGCCUCUUAUGCCAUACCUGUCUUUCUUCGAUUUUGUGAUGGAAUUGAAAAAACGGGCACUUUUAAAUUAAAGAAAGGGCAGCUACAAAAUGAAGGUUUUGAUUUGGAAAAAUGUUGUGGUAAUCGUUUAUUUUAUUGGGAUACUUCUUUACAAAAAUAUAAAGAAUUGUCUAAAGAAAUACAAAAAGAUAUUGAAUCGGGGAAGUUUUCGAGUAUUUAA
Molecule: messenger RNA, 1526 nt
Organism: Meloidogyne enterolobii
Lineage: Eukaryota; Metazoa; Nematoda; Chromadorea; Rhabditida; Meloidogynidae
Source: the annotation of a GenBank genome assembly